This is a messenger RNA of Ochotona curzoniae (black-lipped pika), 2913 nucleotides long. RefSeq names its product unc-5 netrin receptor D (gene UNC5D). Gene Ontology annotation, molecular function: netrin receptor activity; protein binding. The coding region runs from base 1 to 2862 and encodes 953 amino acids. Lineage: Eukaryota; Metazoa; Chordata; Mammalia; Lagomorpha; Ochotonidae. Gene Ontology annotation, biological process: netrin-activated signaling pathway. Gene Ontology annotation, cellular component: membrane. The transcript has 17 exons. The record is from RefSeq and is a predicted model, not a curated record.
AUGGAGAGAUCAGCGGCUGCAGGAGGAGCCAGUGCCAGGGCGCGCCGGUGGAUCCCGUGGCUGGGACUCUGCUUUUGGGCAGCGGGGGCUGCGGCUGCCCGAGGAUCUGACAGCAGUGAAGUCCUGCCUGAUUCCAUCCCAUCAGCUCCGGGGACGCUGCCCCAUUUCAUAGAGGAGCCAGAUGAUGCAUACAUCAUCAAGAGCAACCCAAUUGCACUCAGGUGCAAGGCCCGACCAGCUAUGCAGAUAUUCUUCAAAUGCAAUGGAGAGUGGGUCCAUCAGAAUGAACAUGUCUCUGAGGAGAGUCUGGACGAGAGUUCAGGCUUGAAGGUACGGGAAGUGUUUAUCAACGUCACCAGGCAGCAGGUGGAGGACUUCCAUGGGCCUGAGGACUACUGGUGCCAGUGUGUGGCCUGGAGCCACCUGGGCACCUCCAAGAGCAGGAAGGCGUCAGUGCGCAUAGCCUACUUACGAAAAAAUUUUGAGCAAGAUCCUCAAGGAAGAGAGGUUCCCAUUGAAGGCAUGAUUGUGCUGCAUUGCCGCCCACCAGAGGGAGUCCCUGCAGCCGAGGUGGAGUGGCUGAAAAAUGAGGAACCCAUUGACUCUGAGCAAGAUGAGAACAUCGACACCCGGGCUGACCAUAAUCUCAUCAUCAGGCAGGCACGACUCUCUGACUCCGGGAACUACACAUGCAUGGCAGCCAACAUUGUGGCCAAGAGGAGGAGCCUGUCCGCCACCGUGGUGGUCUAUGUGAAUGGAGGCUGGUCUUCCUGGACAGAGUGGUCAGCCUGCAAUGUUCGCUGUGGUAGAGGAUGGCAGAAACGUUCCCGGACCUGCACCAACCCAGCUCCUCUCAAUGGUGGGGCCUUUUGUGAGGGAAUGUCAGUGCAGAAAAUAACCUGCACCUCCCUUUGUCCCGUGGAUGGGAGCUGGGAACUGUGGAGUGAAUGGUCGGUCUGCAGCCCGGAGUGUGAGCACCUGCGCAUCCGAGAGUGCACAGCACCUGCUCCGAGGAACGGGGGCAAAUUCUGUGAAGGUCUGAGCCAGGAGUCUGAAAACUGCACAGACGGUCUCUGCAUUCUAGAUAAAAAACCUCUUCAUGAAAUAAAACCCCAAAGCAUCGAGAAUGCCAGCGACAUUGCUUUGUACUCGGGCUUGGGUGCUGCCGUCGUGGCUGUGGCCGUCCUGGUCAUUGGGGUCACCCUCUAUAGACGGAGCCAGAGUGACUAUGGCGUGGACGUCAUCGACUCUUCUGCAUUGACAGGUGGCUUCCAGACCUUCAACUUCAAAACAGUCCGUCAAGGUAACUCGCUACUUUUAAAUUCCGCCAUGCAACCAGACCUGACUGUCAGCCGGACGUACAGCGGUCCCAUCUGUCUGCAGGAUCCUCUGGACAAGGAGCUCAUGACAGAGUCCUCACUCUUCAACCCUCUGUCAGACAUCAAAGUCAAAGUCCAGAGCUCAUUCAUGGUCUCCCUGGGCGUGUCAGAGAGAGCUGAGUACCAUGGCAAGAAUCACUCGGGAACUUUUCCCCAUGGAAACAACCGGAACUUUACUACAGUGCAUCCCAGAAACAAAGCUCCCUACAUCCAGAACCUGUCGUCUCUUCCCACCAGGACAGAGCUGAGGACCACUGGUGUAUUUGGCCAUUUAGGGGGACGCUUGGUCAUGCCCAAUACAGGUGUGAGUUUACUCAUACCACAUGGUGCCAUCCCAGAGGAGAAUUCUUGGGAGAUUUAUAUGUCCAUCAACCAAGGCGAACCCAGCCUGCAGUCAGAUGGAUCGGAGGUACUCCUGAGCCCUGAGGUCACCUGUGGCCCUCCAGAUAUGGUGGUCACCACGCCCUUCGCUCUGACCAUCCCGCACUGUGCUGAUGUCAGCUCCGAGCACUGGAACAUCCACUUAAAGAAGCGAACACAGCAAGGCAAGUGGGAGGAAGUGAUGUCAGUGGAGGAUGAAUCUACAUCCUGCUACUGCCUUUUGGAUCCCUUUGCAUGUCACGUGCUCCUGGACAGCUUUGGGACAUACGCCCUCACUGGUGAGCCCAUCACAGACUGUGCCGUAAAGCAGCUCAAAGUGGCAGUGUUUGGCUGCAUGUCCUGCAAUUCGUUGGAUUACAAUUUGAGAGUUUACUGCGUGGACAACACACCUUGUGCAUUCCAGGAAGUGGUUUCCGAUGAGAGGCAUCAAGGUGGGCAGCUCCUGGAGGAACCAAAGUUGCUGCAUUUCAAAGGGAACACCUUUAGCCUGCAAAUCUCCGUGUUGGAUAUCCCACCCUUCCUCUGGAGAAUUAAACCAUUCACUGCCUGCCAGGAAGUUCCAUUCUCCCGUGUGUGGAGCAGUAACCGGCAGCCCCUGCACUGUGCCUUCUCUCUUGAGCGCUACACACCCACCACUACCCAGCUGUCCUGCAAAAUCUGCAUCCGGCAGCUCAAAGGCCAUGAACAGAUCCUCCAAGUGCAGACAUCAAUCCUAGAGAGUGAAAGAGAAACCAUCACUUUCUUUGCACAAGAGGACAGCAAUUUCCCUGCACAGACUGGCCCCAAAGCCUUCAAAAUCCCCUACUCCAUCAGACAGAGGAUUUGUGCUACAUUCGAUACUCCUAACGCCAAAGGCAAGGACUGGCAGAUGUUAGCACAGAAAAACAGCAUCAACAGGAAUUUGUCUUAUUUUGCUACACAGAGUAGCCCAUCUGCUGUCAUUUUGAACCUGUGGGAAGCGCGUCAUCAACACGAUGGUGACCUCGACUCCCUGGCCUGUGCUCUCGAAGAAAUUGGAAGGACACACACGAAACUCUCUAACAUGGCAGAAUCCCAGCUUGAUGAAGCCGACUUCAACUACAGCAGGCAAAAUGGACUCUAGUCCACCUCCUCUCCUGACACAGACUACAGGCCAGCUUUGGGACCUUUGCUU